AUGGCCCCUAAGGCGGAAAACAAGCAAGGCAAGACUAAGCCCAGCGCCAAGGCUGGCGCUGCUGCCAAGGCAGUCCUGAAGGGUGCAGGUCUGCAUGCGCACCGGGCCCGCAAGAUUCGCACUUCCACCACCUUCCACCGCCCCAAGACCCUCGAGCUCUCGCGGUCGCCCAAGUACCCCCGCAAGUCGAUCCCUCACGUCCCUCGUCUUGACGCCCACAAGGUUGUUCUCUACCCUCUGAACACCGAGAGUGCGAUGAAGAAGAUCGAGGAGAACAACACCCUUGUUUUCAUUGUGGACACCAAAGCGAACAAGCGACAGAUCAAGCUGGCUCUUAAGAAGCUUUACGACGUUGAAACCGUCAAAGUCAACACUCUCAUUAGACCCGAUGGUUCCAAGAAGGCCUUUGCGCGGUUAACCCCUGAUGUGGAUGCUCUGGAUAUCGCUGCCACCAAGCUGGCUAUUGUCUAA
Molecule: messenger RNA, 471 nt
Organism: Monascus purpureus
Lineage: Eukaryota; Fungi; Ascomycota; Eurotiomycetes; Eurotiales; Aspergillaceae
Source: the annotation of a GenBank genome assembly